Molecule: messenger RNA, 6200 nt
Organism: Amoebophrya sp. A120
Lineage: Eukaryota; Dinophyceae; Syndiniales; Amoebophryaceae
Source: the annotation of a GenBank genome assembly
AGCGAAGAAUUCAGAGAGGCACCAACAGCAGACACGAGUUCACAUCGAAGAAGCUGCCAUUGCGCUAGUAAAAGAACGCGCGCUAAAUUGUGGAGUUGUAUGAUUGGAAGACGCGCAGUUCUAUUUUCGGUGCACGUACUACUAGUACUACAACUUCAUUGAUGGUUCGCGCAGCCGGAUCCUGGGGACAUUUUUUUCACCUCCUUGUCGUCUGGAAGUGCAGGCCAGUACCGAUCUCGGACGUCACUGCGGUCGAGCUGCGGGAUCGUCUUUCGCUCCACGAAGAUGACGAGCAGAGUGCGCUUGCGGACAGGACGACAGGAAAAGAGGAGGCUUUGCAAACGGCCUCCAACGGGGAAGAGGAAACCGUUCUCGAACAGGAAGAGGAACUCAUGCGUCGAGAUGAAACCGCAAGCGGAAAUUCCAACGCUCAACGAGAAAGCGUCCAUCGUGCGGACUACAUUAGGGCAGCACAGAAGGUGGAUAAAAGAGAUACAACAGCCGCGGACGUCGUCGAGAAAAAGCCAAUUAAGGGGAAUAACUUCUACACGCCGUCGUCUACACUGCCUUCCGCCCUUGAUGCCGAGGACGGUUUCCUCCCCGACGAGGACGGCGCGGCCGGCGACACAACUACCGACAUGUCUCUCUUCAACCUGGCGAGUGCUGCUGAGGCCGGGGACGAGGCGGACCAGAAAGCGGGACAGCGGUUGGAGUUCACAGAUCUGUCCGAGUUCGACGGGUUAUUUCUCGGCUGUUGGAACGACGAGCUCGCGAGCCCCGCCAUGGAGCAGGGACAGAUUAUGGUUGACCCGCUCUGUGGCGACAAUAUGAUACAGCGUUGUGCGCAGUACUGCAGCAACGAGGGCCCCUGUCCAGGCGCGCCGAACGGACCCUACAAGUUCUUCGCGGUGCAGGACGCACAAGAAUGCCACUGCACGAACAGUCUCAAGAACGCCUUCCAGUACGGCUACGCGGGCCAAUGCUCCGCAUGUCCACCGUCGUCGGGAACAGGUUACGACCCCACGCCGCCGGAGCACUACAACUGCGGCAAUUAUUCAGCGAACGCCGUGUACCGCAUCCCCUACCUUCGCGUGCCCCCCGCGAAGAUAACCGCGACGCAAUCGCAAGACUACGAAGAGCAGCUGCCGUCCGGCGUGAACGUGACGCUGAGCGGCGACAAGCCGCUGAAGUACGAAAUUGGCGAUGCCUCCGCGAACGUGACGGACUGCACCGCGACGACGGAGGGCAGUGCGACUCCCGGCUGGUGGCGCGCGCGGUUCAUCGACGGCCCCCACAACAUCGCGAAGAUUAGUCUGUUUGAUCUGGAUUACAAUAGCACCACCCCGCUGGGUGACCGCAUCGGGAACGCCACCGUGUUGUUUGACGGGCAGAAGGUGACGAAUGUGCUGGAGACACUGCCGCUAGACAUUGAAAGUGGUGCCGAAAAUGAACACGGGACGGAGGUCAGUCUGGCCGGCUUCGCUUUUUCGACUAUCCAGUUUACAACAUCGAGUGUGGACAAUGUUUUGAGCUUCUGCGGAAUACACUUCUUCGAGGCCACAGGUAAGGCAAUUUUUUGUGCAGGCAGGAGGUUUUUACCUAAGCCAAUAAGUUAGUUUUCUUCUGCGACAGAAAUAGAGUAAGUACGACCAAUUAGGCAUUCGUUGUUCAACUUCAAUCCUUUGACCACUCGCAGCAGUGCAUGUCGCCCCAACUAUAAUUGAAUCUAUCAUUCAGACGCGGAAAGCUAUUCGUUCACGCGGUGCGAGCAGAACCAGCCCGACACGCUCUUUUUUGCCCCGACGGACGCGGGUCUCUCGUCGCAAGAUCACUUCUACGUCGAAGGUCCGCUGGCGUGCAAGGUGGAGUGCGAGAUCGACACGAACUGCGGUGCCUGGACGUUCGAACAAGAGAACAUUACAUCGGUCAUGACGGCCUAUGGCAUCUGCGCGCACUGGACGCUUCUGGGCGCCGUCAAUAUCUCCACGAAGGCGAAGCCGCCGGAGGGGGACAAGGUCUGGACGUCGGGGAAGUGCUUCACGCAGAAAGCCACUCUGUACGAACUCCGUCAGCCCGUCGAUGACACGGUGGUGGAAGCGUCCUGUACGGUGACGAAACCGACAACCAAGCUGUUCCAGCCGGCGCGAAACUUCACGACUCCCGGCGGUACCUAUGCGUUUGGCGAUUUGGUCUCGCUCUGCGCCGACAGCGAUGCUUGCGAGGCGAUCGCCGACCCGCAGUGCCGCUUUGCGAAGCAUAGCGGGCACUCGAGCUUGAUUGAAGGCACGCCGGCGCAACUGGCGGUUCGGUACCAACCUGCGGACAGCUGCAAAGCCGGGGUGCAAAAAGCCUGCGACGUGAACAAUGGCAUGCGCAUGUGUGACAAGGCGGGCGUGGACAAGAUGGGAAACACCGCCCCGACGGCGUCUGCGGGCGGCUGCUACUGGCUGAAGAAGAUUGUGGACGAGUCGGUCGUGCGUUUCUUGGAAAAGGGUAUUCUAUUUGAAACUUGUCUACACCUGAUACUGAAAGAUGUGACGGCGUGGCUGAUUUUUUCUUCUUGCCCACGUCGUUGCCAUUGAUACUGUUAAGGAGGCCCUCAGGAUCAACAGCCGGACGCGAGUUUGCACUUCAUUUUUGAGAUGCAUGUGCCACGAGACAUGUUGUAGUGAAACGGAUAGCCCAUUCCUAAGUAAAAAUUUGACCAAAAGUAGCUGCACUUUUCCACACCCUAUAAAUCAGCUGACUUCACCUACGUCUGCGUUUCCUACACGGGUUCCAAAUCGGACAAGUGGUGCGAGACCAAAAGCGCGAACGCGUCUUCUGGCGUGAAAUUUACCUACUCCAACAUGUCGCAGCUGACCGGUGUGAACCAAGCCGAAGUGCAGGAAACGUGUCCCUGCGUGCAGCGCUUGGGCUACGAUCCGACGGAGUACCAGUGGACUUACUACAGUUACGCGGAGAAGGACGAAGACAACGACUGGUGCAACGAGCAGCAAUUAGCCGGACUGUCGCAUUUGUACCAGCCGACGGCAUCACUCAACGCCAAGGAAGCGUACCGCGACGGCGGUAAGCAAACCGUCGAGUACCUCCAACCCGGAUCUUCCGGCAACCCGGGGUGUUUGUACCGCCUUCCCAAACCGGUACCGGACGCGAUCUACACCUGUGCGCACUACCCCACCGGGCGCGACGGGCGGUGGUGCCAGAGAGAGCAGUUUAGUGGAGAGAGCACGAUGCAGGGUCCGAACGUGGUGCUGUUUACACAGGGAGUCAACGGGCAAUACCAAUCGCUGCCCGCGGCGUUCCGGACCUGCCCCUGCCUGCAGAAGCUGUCGUACCAGCCGAAGGACUUCGUGUGGGAGCCCUACUUGUAUGUUCACGCGUACGGCGUGAACGGCACCUACGUGCACGAAGACGAUGAUUGGUGCAAAUACGAGCAACUGCAGAACCCCGCGUUUCUGUUUACUGACGGAAAGACGCACGACGUGCUGCUCGGGACGAACGGAACGUCCUUGGAGAAGAUGAAGGUCAAAACGAAAUGUCUGCGGAGGAAAGGUAUCGGAGUAAGAUGAGUCUGAUGUUCAACGUAGGCCUUGACUUUUUGUUCGCUUGAUUCCUCAUGCUACGAUUUCUAGUUCCACGAAUUCUGUACGUUUAGUUCGUUUUGGUCUUACACAUAGUACAGCAGUUAUGGCGCCUUCUAUGCCGUCUAGUGAUUCAUCUUCUAUGAAUAAAAUUAGAUCACAUGGCCUGGAUCGGUCCGAGUCUUGGUCGCUGCUUGAAACCUGACCAAACGGAAGAUCUCACCGGCCAGAAACUCACCUCGCACACCGUGGCCAAUGGGAUGCCGUACGCAAUUUACGGUUUGGAAACGACCCUGAUGUCCUGUCUCUCCGACGAUCAGUGUUGCUUCGUGCGUUGGUCGGUUGCUGGGGAUUUGAAGGAUCUGAGCUACGACUCAAGGGCGUAUCCAGAAAGCAGAGAGUCCACCUGCGACAUGACCUCCAGCCCCGCUACCGGAAACGCUGUAUCCCCUAUAAAAAUCGCUACGAGCAUGCACUUCAUGUGUCAGUGCGAAAUACUAGAGAAGGUGGCGCGCAAAAGACGAGAUAUGUUAAAAGAGAAGCUGCAGCACAGCUGAGCUGUGGCUGACCUACACCUAUACUAGCAUGCUUUCUCUAGUAGUCAUGCAAGGAAUAGCUUCUUGCAGCACAGCAAUGAAAAAGAAAGAUGCUCAAGAAAUAAGAUGAAAAUGCUCAAAAGCUUUUUGUAGAGGAUAGGUUGCGCUGGCGGAGACGUUUGUGAAGGCAAGCUGCAACAGCAUGCGAAAGCCGCCACUGUAUCCGCCUUUACCGUUGAACAUCACCGCCCCGCGAGGGACCGAGUGGCGGUACCUCGCCACGCGGUGCUAUGUCCCCUUUCCUCUGUCAAAACCCUGCUCGCUGACAGUGAAUUCCGUCCCGAUCGAUGACUACAUCCAAUCGGUGCGGGGCGCGAACAAGAUGCUGGACGAGGGAGUUGAUUCUUCGCAACUGGAUGAGGACCUGGCGCAGAUGGCCAACGCUUCCGGCAUUGCGCUCGAAAAAAUUGUCAAGCACGGCGGGUUAUCAAAUGUAAAAAUGUCUGGGUCUGGAAGAGUGGGAGGCUUGUCGUGCUUGUCUGGCAUGACCCAUGAUGCUUGUAAUGCAUGACCCAGCAUCACAGAUUUUUGGAAAGCUUCCUGAUGCCAUUUCCGCAUGACAAAUGCCCUCCUCGCGGAGCACAAAUGUGGCUCGUCUUGCUUGUCAUGCAAUACAGAUUUUUUUAGAGUCCAAAGUUAGCAUCACAAGUUCCAACUUUCCAAACCCAGACAUUUUUGCAUUUGAUACGGGUUCGACUACACGGUAGGCGGGUUGUACGACAGCAACACAUAUCAAAUGUAAAAAUGUCUGGGUCUGGAAGAUUGCAACUUGUGAUGCGCAUUUCAGAACACAGAAAAAUCUUUCAUGCAGAGGCAGCAAAAGUUCCCACUUUCUGUCACCAAAGUCAGGUAUUUGUCAUGCGGAUUCGGCAUUGCGGAGGCUUCUCGAAGCCUGUGAUGCUAGAGCUUCCAUGCCAGGCCUUCUGUGUCAUGCAGAAACAGCAUGACUCUUCCAGACCCAGACAUUUUUACAUUUGAUAACACAACCCAAGACGUCGGCGACAACCUGUGCGGAAACCUCGAAGCUGCGGGGCUGGGGAUCGGGCUCACGCCGCGGGUGGCAAAGAACUUCACGGCGCUUUCCACCGUUUUCUCCGAUUGCGCCUCCUACUGCAGAGCCGAUCUCGGGAUGGAAGUGACGCGGUUCCCGAUCCCCGCGGCUGGGACGACCAGUAUCGUCUACCAGUGCUCCUGCUGGGCGAGUAUUCCGGAGCUGCUGCGACGCCGGUACUUUUUGGAAGUCCACUCGGAGGAAACUUGCAAUUACACAGUCGCGGACAACAACAAAACGCAGCCCUGGUCGUACCUCUUCACCAACACGGAUCCGGAUACCAGUGGCUACGUCACGCUGGCAAAUAAGCGGGAAGUCCUCGAGCGGGAAGGGGACGCAGGAACAGGAAGUGCAAAAGAAGUAGAACAAAAACCUAAGCCACAUGCAGGGGUUCAGCUGCUUGAAACAUCUUCACGAGAAGUUGAAUAUGGGGCCCGCGGUACAAGAAAAGAGGCAGUCCACGAGGCUGAGGAGAAGCAAAGGCAACCAGUGGCAAGGGAUAGUGUAGUAAAGCAAAGUACCGUGCCGGAAGGGAGAAAAAAGAAGGAAUACAAACGGACGGCGAGUGCAACUACCCCAUCUGCAAGCAACGUACAGCUCUUGGAAAUGCAAAAGCGAAAGAAGACAAAAGUCGGCCAAGCGCCGAAAAUAAGGAGCUCCAAGACCAGGUAGCGAAGGCAGGAGGCCCCAUCGCACGGACAGUUGGACGGGGGCAGAGCUAAAAACGAUUGCGAGGGGUGAACUCGCGAUGCCACCUGGCGUCCUGUAAGAUCUUGCACUCGUUUCUUAGUGCUUCCGUUUCCUAGAAAACAGCUGGCGCUUAUUAUUCAAGAGGCAGCUGCGGCUGUUAUUUUUCUGUAGAAUCAUGAUCUAGAUGAAAGAACAACUUCGCUCGAGAAACUUUGGAGGUUUUGUUCAUAGGAAAGUGGCGUGGUCAUCAUCCUAUUUUUCUAACACGGAUCCCGUAAA